GGUCCGGUUCUGAAACACAUAUCCCCGUCCCCGGCCCGGAUAUCUUCGGGGAUGAAUUUUUGAAUACCAUCCCCGGACCACAGGGGAUAUUUUUCGGUGAAUAACCGCCGAAUUCGGGGUCGGGGGGUCGGGUCACCGUCGGGCCGGUUUCAGAUUGCCAUCUCUACGCUUGAUCUCUCUAACAAUUAUGGUUUGAUGUUGGAAGAACCUGGAUUUGAAUUACUUGUUCAAAACUUAACCAAGUUAAGAGACCUUAAUCUUUUUGAUGUAAACAUAUCUUCAGUGGUUACGAAUUCCUUCCUCAAUCUGACUUCUUUAACACUUCUCGAUCUUUCUUAUUGUGAAUUGCUCGGAAAAUUUCCUGACGGAAUAUUCCAGUUACCACAUCUGAAUGAGCUGCGUAUAAACGAUAAUUUUGCUCUCACUGGUUAUUUUCCCGAGUUUAUAAACUCAAGCAGUCCUCUCCAGUACUUGGACCUUUCAAACACUAAUUUCUCUGGAGAACUACCCGACUCAAUUGGGAAUUUGAAGUCCUUGAAACAGUUGCGUGCCUCUUCUUGUAAAUUUUAUGGAUCCAUCCCUACGUCGCUUGGAAACCUUACGGAAAUGACUUAUUUAGUCAUCGGAUAUAACAAUUUCACUGGCAUGCUCCUAUCUUCACUUUCAAACCUUCGAAAUCUCGUCGUCUUGGAAGUUCAGUGUAAUAAUUUUGAAGGUAAAAUUGCAGAUUUUUUACCUAAUGUAAAAAGUCUUCGUUUUUUAUAUAUUGGUUCAAAUAACUUCACCGGUCCAUUCCCAUCAUUAGUUGCAAACCUAACAGCACUUGUUGUGUUAGAUAUGUCAAAUACUCAGCUAACGGGACCUCUUCCAUUACAAAUAAUUGGAUUUCCAAAUCUAUCGUGGUUAAGAUUAGAUGAUAACUUAAUCAACGGUACAAUUCCAUCUUGGGUCUUCAGCUUACCUGAAUUGUAUUACUUCACCAUCAGUAAUAACAAAUUGAUUGGCCAUGUAAAAGAGUUCAAAUCCACUCAUUUAGGUUUUGUUGAUAUGAGCAAUAACAACCUACAUGGUAGGUUUCCAAGUUCAACCUUCAAAUGCGUGAACCUUAGUGGUCUCAUUCUUUCGUCAAAUAACUUCAGUGGUGAACUAGACAUGCUUUGUCAUGCAAUUUCCCUUGGAAGUCUUAUCCUGUCUAAUAAUAGCUUUAAUGGUGCUCUUCCACAAUGUUUAGGAAAUUUCAGCAUAUAUUUCUCUAUCCUCGAUCUGCGGAAGAAUAAUUUUUCUGGCACCAUUCCAGAUACAUUUGCAAAGGAAAAUUCCUUCGAAACUAUCAACCUUGAUAGCAAUGGAUUUGAGAGGCCAGUACCAAAAUCUUUAGAGAAUUGCAAAAUGCUACAAGUGCUAGACCUUGGACAAAACAAGUUCUCCGAUAAAUUUCCAUAUUGGUUGGAAAAUUUAACUUCAUUAAAGGUUCUAAGUUUGAGAUCUAACAAAUUUCAUGGACCUAUACUAAAUUCAGAGUGCAAAUUUCCCUUCCCCAACUUGCGAGUUUUGGAUUUAUCAAACAAUUGUUUUACUGGUCCAUUGCCAAGAAAAUAUUUCAAGAAUCUCAAUGCUAUGAUGAAUGUCGACGAAGCCAGUUUUAAAUUGCAAUACUUAAGUAUGCUUAGCGGUUCCAUAUAUUACUAUAGUUUGACUAUAACAAUGAAAGGAUCAACCAUGGAAAUGGUAAAAGUCCUAACCAUUUUCACUGCAAUUGAUUUAUCGAAAAACAAUUUCGAAGGUGAGAUUCCGGCGAUCAUUGGAAGACUAAAUUCAAUCCGAGGGCUCAACUUAUCUCAGAAUAACCUUACAGGUGAUAUACCAUCAUCUCUUGCUAAUUUGACAUUGCUAGAAUGGUUAGAUCUCUCUUCCAACAAACUCACUGGGAAGAUCCCUCAACAAUUAAGGAAUUUGAGAUCCCUUGAAGUCUUAAACCUAUCGCAGAAUCAACUAACAGGACCAAUACCACAAGGCAACCAAUUUGGUACAUUUUUAAAUGAUUCCUACAUUGGCAACUUGGCAUUAUGUGGACCUCCAUUGUUAAAUACAUGCAAUCCAAGGGCACCACAACCACCACCCUUGAUGUUUCAACAAGAAGACAAUACUUCAAGUGGAUUCAAUUGGGAAGUCAUAUUACCGGGUUAUAUGUGUGGGCUGGUGUGGGGACUUGUUAUGGGAUAUCUUAUGCUCUCUAGAGGAAAACCUCAAUGGCUUGUGAGGAUCAUUGAAGGUGAACGAAACAAAAGCGAAAAGAGAUUUAAAAAGCAUUCUCACAGGAACAGAGCAAGGUGAAAUUAGCCAAUGCAAGUGGCAUCCUUUGUUGCAGUGCAUUUCAAUUUGAUCUAGGCGGCGCAGUAUUUGGAGUCAUGGCGAAUUUUGGUCAAGCUGAUAUAUUACGUAAUGCUAGGAAGUUGAAGAUACAAUAUCAAAGUUUCUGGCUGCUUCGAAGCACUGUUUGGGUACAUAUCUGGCUGCUUCAACGGAGAUUAAUUUGGAUUUAUUAUCUUGGGUUUUCAAUAGCUUGUUUGAAGAUAAUUUGUUCGUCUAUUUGGUGACAUUUCUCUUCUUGAUCAUUUAAAAUUCAUUUAAGGGUGGUUGUGAGAGUUUGAAUCUCGUUUGUAAUUAUUUGUAAACUCUUGGUUGAUAGUAACAUCGGAUUAUGGUCCCGUGGACGUACCUCACAUUAAGUGAACUAUAUAAAAAUUCUUGUGUUGUUGAUUUA
Camellia sinensis is the source of this 2764-nucleotide messenger RNA. The record is from RefSeq and is a predicted model, not a curated record. NCBI's taxonomy places the organism in Eukaryota, Viridiplantae, Streptophyta, Magnoliopsida, Ericales, Theaceae.